This is a messenger RNA of Folsomia candida, 1409 nucleotides long. Its product is annotated as ephrin type-B receptor 1. NCBI's taxonomy places the organism in Eukaryota, Metazoa, Arthropoda, Collembola, Entomobryomorpha, Isotomidae. Bases 37 to 1383 code for a protein of 448 amino acids. Gene Ontology annotation, cellular component: extrinsic component of cytoplasmic side of plasma membrane. The record is from RefSeq and is a predicted model, not a curated record. Gene Ontology annotation, biological process: innate immune response; cell differentiation; protein phosphorylation. The transcript has 7 exons. Gene Ontology annotation, molecular function: non-membrane spanning protein tyrosine kinase activity; ATP binding; signaling receptor binding.
UUUAAUCGAGCAAGUUUCAAAGUAUGGAAUGAAAAUAUGGCAAAUCAAUCAAUACUUAUUCAAAAAUUUGCAACACAUUCUGUUUACAAAACUGGAAAAAUUCUGGGGCAAGGAUCUUUUUCUGUGGUUGAUAAACGAAUUUUGGGGGGUAAUUAUGUCGCUAUUAAAACAAUAAGAAGGCAAAGCAAUAUACUUUGUCAAGUUAACGAAAUUAAUAUUUUAAGUCGGCUUUGCCAUGAUAAUGUUGUUAAAAUGUUUGGUGUCCUUGAUGAUCCAGAUCCAGAUACCAAAAUCGUACUGGAAUAUCUAGAAUGCGGUUGCUUAUUUGAAUAUGUGUUAAAGACAGAAAUGACUGAGUCGGAUCAACUAAUUAUACUCAAAGGUAUCUCCAAAGGUAUGCAAUAUCUGCACGAGAUGAAUGUGAUCCACAGGGACCUCGCAUCCAGAAAUAUAUUGUUGGGGUCGCAAUUGACUGCAAAAAUUUCAGAUUUUGGGUUCAGCGUGCUUACAACUGUUGCCAAUUUUUACGCAUAUUUCGAAUAUUCGAAAGAAGAACUUAAUCGCAUGCCAUAUCGCUAUCUUCCUCCUGAGAGCGUUGCAGGGCUACUUGAUACACCUGGGACAAAGUGCGUCUACUCUAAAUCUGGAGAUGUUUGGUCAUAUGCUGCAAUAAUUUAUGAAAUGAUGGUGCCCGGGAAGGUUCCAUUUCAUGAAUUUGGGACAAACAAUGUGGUGGAAAUUGUACGACGAAUUUGCAAAGGAUUCUAUCCAAUGUGUUGCCCUACCAAAUCAAAUAGCUUUAUGAGUAAUUUAUCACAAGCAAUAUUUAAAUGUCCGCGAGAUCAACGACCGACUUUCGAAGAGAUUCUAAAGACCAUUGAGAAUCGUCUGGAAUGUUUAUCCGUCAAUGAUUUCGCAAUUUCACAUCAGCCAAUCUCCCAAGCACAAAAAACCGAAGAUGGAACCAACAUGACCAACGUUGCUUUAGGGAGUGUGGACAGCGGGAUUGGUAGCACAUCAUUUAGCAUGGAUAGUACUUGUGAUAACGACGAAUUGGACCAAUUAAAGAACUGUUCCGAUAUUAAAGCUGCAGUUGUGCUUCAAAAUGUCACAACCGUUUUGCCCGACAUGGAUUUUGCAGAGGGAAUUUUUAAAAAGUUUGGAAGACCGAACCUUAAAAUUAAUGCGAUUAAAAGACUAAGCUCUAAAUCACUCGCGAUCGUGGUUAAGAGCAGAUCCAGUAAUACAACAAUGAAUCCUGAAAUGAUUAAGGCCUUGUCCUCCAUGGUGAAUGACAUUAAAGCAUGCUCCUCUGUGUACAGUAGUUCAAUAAAGGUAGAUUUAUAUAAUCGUGAGGAAUUUAACCUUGACGAAACUGGUUGAUGGUUUAUGUCGGUGCUAAGCUUAGA